CACUGAAUAAAAUGUAUUAAAACAAAAUCUCUUUAAUGGUAAUAAAUAACGAAUCAAUCAUUAGAGUCAUUUCAUAAGGUUUUAUCACGAUCAAGAAGAGACAAAUUUGUAUCAACUAAAACGCUGUUCUACUCAGUCUGCAUUUAUUCUCCUUGGAAACAAGUUGUGUUAAAUUCACUUAAUCUCUGCUAGAAAAGAAACAUUUCAAACUUUAACUGCAGCUUUUUAUCGUAUACGAUGAAACUAUACUCGGUAUGUGAUGGUCCACCCAGUUUAACUUGUCGCACAACGCUAAAGGCUUUAAACAUUCCUUACGAACUUAUUGAUAUCAGCUACAAUUCUGGAGAACAUUUCACUGAUGAAUACGCCAAGUUGAACCCUCAACGUCAAAUUCCUGUUCUUGAUGACGAUGGAUUUUUACUGAGUGAACAUAUUGCAAUCUCACAAUAUUUGUGUGACAAAUAUGCUCCAAAUGCUUCAAUCUUUCCUCAAGACCCAAAUGUAAGAGCUUUGAUAACUCAACGUAUGUGUUUUAACAUGGCAUAUCUGUACCCACCAAUAUUAAGAUACGCCAUUGAUCCAAUUUUCUUUGAUUAUCAACGAGAUGCGGAAGGUCUCAAGAAAGUUCAAGAUGUCUUAUCAACUUUUGAAGAAUAUUUGAAAAGAGUUGGAAAGAAAUAUGCCGUUUCUGAUAACGUGACCAUUGCUGACUUUGCGUUUGUAUCAACAAUAAUUUGUUUGGAAGCAGUUGAGAUAACUUUCGAUGAAUUCCCUCUUAUCACAAAAUGGUACAAUAAUUUCAAGAAAGAGAAUCCCGAAGAAUGGGCAGUUGCUGAAGAAGCCAUGAAACUCAUAACAGAAUACGAAAAAAAUACUCCUGAUUUAAGCAAAUUGAAUCAUCCUGUUCAUCCCCGCAAAAUUUUAUGAAGAGAAGAAUGUAAAUAAACAUUAAAAAUGUCAAACG
This is a messenger RNA of Clunio marinus, 964 nucleotides long. Lineage: Eukaryota; Metazoa; Arthropoda; Insecta; Diptera; Chironomidae. The record is from the annotation of a GenBank genome assembly.